Messenger RNA from Fundulus heteroclitus (mummichog), 1388 nucleotides. RefSeq names its product transmembrane protein 263 (gene tmem263). The coding region runs from base 237 to 593 and encodes 118 amino acids. Lineage: Eukaryota; Metazoa; Chordata; Actinopteri; Cyprinodontiformes; Fundulidae. The record is from RefSeq and is a predicted model, not a curated record. The transcript is spliced from 3 exons.
GACUCUACCUCUGCGUAUGUGUGCUUUGUGGGUGGAGAUCGAGGACCUCCUCCUAAAAACACAACAGUCAACAGCAGCCAGCUCCCAGCAGCACCUUCGUUGUUCCAAAAUUUAGGACUGGAACAUAGUUUUUUAUCAUUGCAUUCGUCGUUUUAUUCGUGUUUAAAGUAUAACACUUCCAGCUCACUGGAUGUAAUUUAUUUAUUUUUUUAUUUGCUUGCCACCAUUACAGAAAGAUGAGUCAGGCCGAGCAGGAGGCGCCUGAGGACAUGCCUGCAUGCCACACGGAGGAUCCAGAAGCUACAGACACCAACAAGGACCACCCACAGACCCAACCGGGCAUGUUCGGCAGGCUGGCUGGGGGGUUGUAUGGAGCCACGAGAGCGACGGUGGGUGGUGUGGCUUGGAUAGGCGGAAAGAGCCUGGACCUCACUAAGACAGCUGUGUGCACUGUGGCUGCUGUGCCUGUAAUGGGAGUGGGGCUGGUGAAGGGGGGCGUGUGCGCCGUGGCUGGCGGCGUGACGGCCGUCGGAUCGGCUGUAGUCAACAAAGUUCCACUAGGAGGCAGCAAAAAGAAGGACAAGUCAGACUGACGGCGAGCGGAGGAGCCCGAACACGCCGCUGAGUUGCUCCAGCCCGCACUCCCGGUGGAGGUGUUUGCUUUAGUGAGCAGGAGAAAAAGCGACAAAGGACUUAAAACUUCAGUAUGCAAGUUUUAUUGUUGGUUUUAUGUGUGUUUGUGUGUGUGUGUGUGUUUUUGUUACUAGAGAUCCUUUCACUUUUGUUUAAUUAUGUGUUCAAGACUUGUAUAUAAAAAGAAAGCAAUACAGCGUAGGAGAGUUUUCGUGCUCAUUCAUGGAAGCAAACACCAGGAGGAAAUGGCCGACAGAGAUAUUUAACAUUUUGUUUCCUGACAAUCGAUGAUGAUCUGUGCCUUACAAUGAGUUCUUACUUGGGACUGGAAAUAAUUCACUUUUCAACUGGCUAAUACCUGGAAGCGCUCACAGUAGGAUUUCUGGUUCCUCCUCUUCAGUUAAGCACACUUGUUGACAAAUGAGCAGAUAUAUCUGAUCAAGGACACGGUGGUUAAAGUCCGGUUAAAUAUAGAUUUAUUUUAUUUUUACAGGCUGGUUGAGUAUGCUUAACUUGGACAGUUUUGGUGUCUUCCAUUUCAACUCGCAUGCUCCUCAGACGUGACGUGGCCCUCUUGUGGUAAUGUUCCCACCAUCAGUAGAGGACCCCUGUUUUAGAUAUUUUAUUAUUGUUAUUACAAUUAAUAAAUGUUACCACAGUACAAAGGCCUUUUUUUUAAUAAUUAAACGUUCUCUUGCUUGUAUGCAUUACUUCUUUCUUCUUGAAAAAUAAAACUUAAGGUUGUUAAAAUUAAA